Pieris brassicae (large cabbage white) is the source of this 5591-nucleotide messenger RNA. It is a transcript of the gene Set1, whose product is annotated as histone-lysine N-methyltransferase SETD1. NCBI's taxonomy places the organism in Eukaryota, Metazoa, Arthropoda, Insecta, Lepidoptera, Pieridae. The transcript has 29 exons. Gene Ontology annotation, cellular component: Set1C/COMPASS complex. The coding region runs from base 205 to 4683 and encodes 1492 amino acids. Gene Ontology annotation, molecular function: histone H3K4 methyltransferase activity; protein binding; RNA binding. The record is from RefSeq and is a predicted model, not a curated record.
GACAGUGCCUAUGCUGUGAAAUUUUAUUUUAAUUAUUUGUCUUUUUAAAUAAUAUUAGAAAAUAAUCUCACUUGAAAAUGUUUGCUAUGUGUAAGAAAUAAGUACUUACUUACAGAAAUAAUAAUGUUGCGUCAUUGUAGAUAUUAUGUAUUAAAUUUUUUACAGUUGUAUUGAAUUCAUAACAUUUUGUACUAAUAAUUCAGAAUGAAUGGUGGAAUGGAGCAUAAGGCACCAGGACAUAAUGCAGUGCUGCACAAGGCGCCUAAAAACUACAAGCUGUUAAUAGAUCCAUUUCUUGUAAAAGGAGCCACAAAACUGUACCGAUAUGAUGGAGUUGUACCAGGAGAUCAAACAUAUCCUCCUGUUCACUGCAGAGAUCCUAGAUCUCAGCUCUCCAGGAUUUGGAAUAAACUUGAACCAGCUGAUUUACCAGUACCUAGAUUCAAAAUAGAUAAAAAUUAUAUUGGAACUCCACCAGCUGUUGAAAUAACUAUAGGAAAUUUAAAUGAUAACAUAGACCAAGCCUUUUUGUCGGACAUGAUGAAUAAAGUUGGCCCUUUUGAGGAGUUGACAAUCUUUUAUCAUCCAUUGACUAACCGGCAUUUGGGCUUUGCAAGGGUUGUAUUUCAUGAAGUUAAACAUGCCAAGUUGUGUAUAGAAAAAUAUAAUGGCAAAUCUGUUAUGGGAAAGGUGUUAGAAGUACUGAAUGAUGCCUUUGGUAGAAAAUGCCAAGAAAUAUAUGAAGAUAAGACCAUGGAAAAAAAACCACAACCAGUCCCGAUGAAGAUUCCACCUGAAGAUGUUCGGCUGGCAAAAGUAGAUUCUACUCUUAGUAAGAGGCUAGAGGAUACCAAACUGGUUGAAAAGGAACCAUACUCCCGGUAUAAAGACUUGGAACAUAGUGAUAGUAAUUCCCGAUGGUCUGACGAUGAUCGCGAAUACCGACAUAGGCAUCGACACAGGAGUGAGAGAGAUAGAGAUAGCGAUAGAGACAGAGACAGAGAUGGGGAUGGUCAUAGGGAGAAGAAGGAACGACACCGAGAGCGAGAGCGUUAUUCACGUGCGGCAGAAACCGAGAAAGCGUAUGCGACGUCGAGUCAUACGUCAGAAGUGCCGUUUACUCCCACCGGACCACUUAGCUACGAUCCCUACUAUCAGACGCCUGGUUACGGGUAUGGAUACGGGCCGGGUGCGACUCCGGGUGGGUCUGGCGUGUGGUGGGAUUGGCGCCACGCCCACCACACGCCGCAUACUCCGCACACGCCCCAUCAGCACACGCCCUCGCACUCGGAGCGGCGUUCUCGCAAGACGCCAGAAUGGACGACGAACGCGACAUCUCGCGUCUCACCCGAAAAGAAACCAGAGAAAGAGAAGGAAAAGGAAAUACCAAGUAAGCCAGAAGCGGAGGCGCCACCUCCGAAAGAAAGUUCCGUUGAACCAGAGCCGAAGCCACCGCCUCCUGCCGAUGAUCACAAGAAUGUCGAUUUAGAUACAAGAAUUGCGAUGCUGUUAAAAGGAGGCGCUAGUAGCGGAGCCUUGGCGCCUCCAUUCCUCGCUUUGGGAAUGUCCUCGGAGGAGGAAGAGGACGCCCGUCUUCCCACAAAGAUACCAGACCUGGAUGCACCGCAGCCACCUUCUGAUGAUGAAGGUUCAAUAAGUGAAGACCGUGAGAGCAUCAUCUCAGUUAACCAAGACCAAGAUUUCGACGCAGAGCCCUUGUCUAAGACCCCGUCACCCUAUCUAGAUCGAGAUAACUAUCUUGAAUGUCUUAAACUUACUAUUAAAAGGCAAUUACAGGAAGAGGAAAGAAAAAAAUUACCUCAAAUAGACAAGAUUGGGUCGGAUAUAUCAUCAUCUGAAGAUGAAUUGUUGACUGGGGAGAAGAAACAUCAUUCUCCAGAACCUCUGGAUAAAGAUAAGGAUAACUUAGAUGAUGAUCAGAUGUCACUAUCUUCACUGUCUUCGACCGAGGCUAAGAUCGAGGAGCAAGUCCCCGCCGAGGGGUACUUUUAUCCACCUGCGCCUACGCAUCACUCACAUUACUACCAACAUGUAUGGCCUACAGGAUAUGGAGGUACGGCAUAUGCAGGCGUAGUACCAGCUGUGGGUGAAGUACCUCUCUAUGGAGCCUUUCCUCCACCCAUUAUACCACACUACCCACCCCCUCAUGGACAUCACGCGCAUAACUAUGAUCUACAGGAAUUGGAUAACCCUCACUAUCCAACCAUCAACUGCGUCAUAGAGCGAGUGAAGGCAGAACUAAAACAGAUCUUGAAGAAAGACUUUAAUAAGAAAAUGAUCGAAAGCACUGCUUUCAAAAAUUUUGAAAUAUGGUGGGAUGAGCAGAGUAGGAAAACCAGAACGAAAGCAAAGGAAGAAGUUGGACAACCAUUGCAGGAUAUUUCAAAUAAGAAAGAAGACGUGGAUUCGAUUAAGUCUAUAAUGGAGUCGAGAGAGCUUAGUCUAGAGCUGGGUGGCUACGGUACUGGCGUAGGUCUGGGUCUUCGAGCCGCUAUCCCCAAGAUGCCCAGCUUCCGCCGGAAAAGGAAGAUACCAUCACCUGUGAGGAUGGAUGAGGACAGUUCCAAACGGCUUAGUGAUCAGGAGGAGAUUGUUCAGAAUUCAGACGAAGAGAAAGAAGUACCAACCAGUCCCAGGAACAGAAUUACUGGUUCAUAUUUAUCAACAGGACGGAGGCGCGAUUCAACGAGCUCAUCGCGAUCAUCAUCCAGUUCAUCAUCACAUUCGUCUUGGUCGGGAUCAGAGCGUUCUGCGACGUCGCGUCGUUUGACAGCGCCGCGGAUAUACUCUGAUACUGACGAUUCGGAUCUUGAUGAGUCGCAGUUUAAGGUUCUUUCAAACAAAGAGAGGUUACGGAAAGUUUACUCUUCAUCUUCUGACAGUGAUGAAGAACAAAGAAGAGCUGAGAGAGAGAAAACACCAAUACCACCUGUGGAGGCAUCCGCGGAUGACAGAUUGGGAUCACCCAUACUUUCACCGGAGCCUCCCAAAGAUAUCUUCGACAGAGUAUAUUCGGACUCUGAAGAAGAGAGGGAAUACCAGGAGAAAAGACGACGUAACACGGAAUACAUGGCUCAGAUUGAGAGAGAGUUCUUGGAGGAACAGAGACGGAAAAUGGAGAUGGAGAACGUACCCGAACCUGAUAAGCCUCCUGAUACAAGUAAACAAGAGUCACCUAAAGAAAGCCGCCUCAGUCCACACAAGAACCACCGCAAGUCACCGGAGAAGAAACCAGCCAAAUUGGAAGAAGGCGAGAUUUCUUCAGAAGAAGAACCACUCGAGGCUCGCAGGAAGAAGGAGAGGAAGCAGAGGAAAACCAAGAGGAAACCGGAGAAGAGAAGGCCCUCAGUUAGCGACAGUCACACGGAUACCGCUGUCAGUGUUAAUGGGGUUAAAGAGGAUGAAGUCCAUUCCCCGGCGUCUUCCCCUCGGUCCCAGGCGUCCCAAGAGUCGCAGGAGUCCCAAGCGUCGCAGGCCUCUCAAGUGGCUCUUGACCAUUCGUAUUGCAGACCGCCAACCGAUGCCGAAGAGACACCCGUUAGGCGACUGUCUAACUCCAAUCAUCUCCAUCAUGAUCAUGGAUACACAUGGAUGACGGAACCGGAAACAGAAUCUCCCGUCACAAAGGUCGAAGAGAUUAAACCCGUGGAAAAGACCAAAAGACCAUACAAACGGAAACAUGAGACCAAAAAACUCGCUGAAAUACAAAAUAAGUUAUACGAACCUAUGGAGGACUUUAAAAAGAUACAUUCAAAUAUAACCUUUAAACCCCGCGACAUAAUGGCGGAGAUGCAAGUUAUGUAUGAAUUCCUCACGAGAGGCAUAGACAGGGAAGAUAUAGAGUAUCUGAGGCGGGCCUAUGAAGCUCUAUUGGCAGAGGACACGCAGGACUACUGGUUGAAUGACACACAUUGGGUUGAUCAUCCUCCCACAGACAUAAUUUAUAGUCCGCCCAGAAAGAAGUCCAAGCGAUAUAAUAAUAUCUACGAGGAUUUGCAGGGCCAUUCGAGCGGUUCAGCUCGUACAGAAGGCUAUUACAAAAUGGACGCUCGCGUCAAAGCCAAGUACAAGUACCAUCACGGACGGGCGCCUCUCGCCACGCACGACGAAAAGGCUCGCGCUAACAAGAUGCAAUUACUCUCAAGAGAGGCCAGAUCCAACCAGAGAAGACUGCUCACCGCCUUUGGAACGGAUACAGAUUCAGAUUUGCUUAAGUUCAAUCAGCUUAAAUUCAGAAAGAAGCAGCUCAAGUUUGCAAAAUCUGGUAUUCAUGAUUGGGGCUUAUUCGCACAGGAGCCGAUAGCAGCAGAUGAAAUGGUAAUAGAGUACGUGGGUCAAAUGGUACGUCCGAUAGUGGCGGACGUACGCGAAGCACAAUACGAAGCGACGGGCAUCGGAAGUUCGUAUCUCUUCAGAAUCGACUUAGAUACGAUCAUCGAUGCUACGAAGUGCGGCAACCUCGCACGGUUCAUCAACCACAGCUGUAAUCCUAACUGCUACGCGAAGAUAAUAACAAUAGAAUCGCAGAAGAAAAUUGUGAUUUAUUCGAAACAACCGAUCGGGGUUGACGAAGAAAUUACAUAUGAUUACAAAUUCCCGCUGGAAGAUGAGAAAAUACCGUGUCUUUGUGGCGCACCGCAAUGUAGGGGAUUCCUCAAUUAAUUUAUAUUUAAUUUUCAAAGGUAAGAUAUUUUUACGGCUUUAGCAAUUUCAGUCAAAACUUUAAAAAAAUGUUCAAUGCUAAGUGUCAGAAAACUUACAUGGUUCCUUUUUCCGAUGUUUUUUUUAUAAUUUCUCGUCAAAUUGUUUAGAUAAACAUUGACAUUGGUAAAGACAGAUUUGCAACAGAAGACUUACCUUAACUUCAUCAUUUUAUUUUUGAGUUUUCGUAUGUUAGGGAUGACAUUUGCGACAUCAUCGCUACUGACAGAAUGAGUUCUGUCUUUAGUGACGUCAAAUUUUUGAAACCUAGCCAAUUUAACAGAGCAUCCACCAUCUUUAAAUAAAUUGUGAUUUCCGAUACAUUUACUGAAAUAAAAUCAAUUCGUUUUUUUAUUCCAUACACACUCCUUUGUCGAUUAAAUUUUUGUUCUUUAUUAAAAAUAAUUAAUUGAAUUUCAAUGGUCUUGUAUGAUUUAAAUGAAUAGUAAUGAAAGAAAUUCUAUAUUUUGUCCUGCUCUGUACGUUUAUCUUAAUUUGCUCACGAAUUCACGAAGACUCAGACUGCCUCAACGAUGAUUACAUUACUAAUAAAUAUGUGUAUAGAGUGUGCUUGUGUGGCGUGAAAAAAUCAAUUUGUAUUAUAUUACGACUGAGUAAGGAUAAUCUUAUGUCUGUGUGUGUAUAUUUACUGUGAAUAAUUCGAUCUCGACUGUUCGACGAAUUUUGUAGGGCAGUUUAUAAGUACAGUACUAUAGGGGUUUUGUUUGAACUCGCUAUUUCGGUUAAUUUUGUAUUUAUAGGAUAUGAGAGCUAUUUUGUACAUGUCGGCUCAAAUCCUUCCAAUGCACUACGUUAAUGAUAGUUUCGUAUUAUGUAAGAAUGUAAAUAAUAAAAUUAUGCAAUUUGAA